Messenger RNA from Cuscuta campestris, 1788 nucleotides. The record is from the annotation of a GenBank genome assembly. Lineage: Eukaryota; Viridiplantae; Streptophyta; Magnoliopsida; Solanales; Convolvulaceae.
CUUAACCAUUCAGAGGCAAAUCUCUUAACCAUUCAGAUAUAUGAACCAUUAAGAGGCUGAAACAAACAGUCUGAACCAUUAAGUGCUGAAUCAUUCAGACAUCUGAACCAUUAAGAGGCUGAAACAAACAGCCAAUUUUUGUCUUUUUAAUGAUUUAAUUGGGGCAAUACUUCGCCAGUAGCUCACUUCCGGACCAAAACAUACACGCUGUCUGUCUCGCUGGUCGGAUGGAGUCUCGCGUCCUCACCGCCGCACGCGGCCUCCCCCUCCUGCGGAAGUCACCGGCAGCGCCGAGGUGCGCCGCCUUCAGCUUCCCCGCCGCGAACCCAUCCGGAGCUUGCCGCGUCGAUGCCGGGAAAUGGGUAUCGGGGCGGCCCUUCAUGCCCGCUACUCUGCUCCAGACUUCCCCGGCUAGCUCUCUCACGCCGAUUAGGAAGUCGGGGAUUCUCCGCCGCUUUCCGGCCGCCGCGGCGGAAAGCAGCGACUCCGGGGAUGCCAAGGUCGCUCCGGUCGGGUUCGUGCAGAAAUACCCGACGCUCGUGACCGGGUUCUUCUUUUUCAUGUGGUAUUUUCUGAAUGUGAUAUUCAACAUUAUCAACAAGAAGAUCUACAAUUACUUCCCUUAUCCUUAUUUUGUGUCUGUUGUACAUUUGGCUGUUGGAGUGGUGUAUUGCUUGGUGAGCUGGUCUGUAGGCCUCCCUAAGAGAGCUCCAAUUGACUCCAAAGUCCUAAAGCUGCUCAUCCCGGUCGCUGUGUGUCAUGCACUUGGCCAUGUCACUAGCAAUGUCUCAUUUGCUGCCGUUGCUGUCUCCUUCACCCACACAAUCAAAGCUCUCGAGCCAUUCUUCAAUGCUGCUGCUUCUCAGUUCAUACUUGGCCAACAAAUACCCAUUACAUUAUGGCUCUCACUCGCCCCCGUUGUUGUUGGCGUGUCGGUGGCAUCACUGACUGAGCUUUCUUUCAACUGGACGGGAUUUAUUAGCGCGAUGAUCUCAAACAUCUCCUUCACAUACAGGAGUAUCUACUCCAAAAAAGCCAUGACCGAUAUGGAUAGCACCAAUGUGUACGCCUACAUUUCCAUCAUUGCCCUUAUCGUCUGCAUCCCACCAGCAUUGAUUUUUGAGGGACCUCAGCUGAUGAAGCAUGGAUUUAACGAUGCAAUUGCGAAAGUGGGUCUAACCAAAUUUCUGUCGGAUCUUUUCUGGGUCGGAAUGUUUUACCACUUGUACAAUCAGAUUGCCACAAAUACCCUCGAGAGGGUGGCGCCUCUCACCCAUGCAGUUGGGAAUGUGUUGAAACGCGUUUUUGUCAUUGGAUUCUCAAUCAUCGUCUUUGGUAACAAGAUUUCAACGCAAACUGGCAUAGGGACCUGCAUUGCGAUUGCUGGAGUUGCACUCUACUCCUUCAUCAAGGCCAAAAUGGAAGAAGAAAAACGGAAAUUGAAAUCUGCCUGAAGUGGUGGAGAGCAUAUAUGGAUGUUAAAGAAACUGUGACAGUGGGGUUUUGAUUUUGUGUGAUUUUCCAUCAAAUAAAACUGAAAACCGAAAAAAAAUUGAAACAAUAAUCGAGUAUUGAGAUCUGUAAUUGUGUAGUUAUUAUUCUGCAAUGGUUGCAAUACUGUACUCCAUUAAGUGUUUACCUCUUCUUUUCCUUUGAAAACACUGCAUCUGCAUCCUCUCUAACAAAUUAUAGGGAUGUUUGGCAGCCAGAUUAUUGUAAAGUUGGUUUUUUUUGUUUGGACCAAAGGAGUUUUUUUAAGGUAGUUUUUAGGCACUGUUUUCUAACUCU